AUGCUCGGUAACUCUGCGCGUGUUCUCGCCUCUGCGCCACUUGAUGCGGUGUCCCUAACGUUAAGACGUUCAUAUCGCGCCAUCUUCGAACCGCCACGUGAAGGAAAUCUCGCUCAAGUCCAAAGGAAGCUCGUCGCCAUGAAAUUCGGGAAAGAAUUUGCGAGCUAUCAGAAUCGCCUGCAAGAAUCGACAGACCUUACCGCGCGCUUUCCGCAGGUGAACUACCGCGCGCUAAAGAAGAUUCUCCGCCGCUGCAUCUCCUCCCGCGCGCUGCGCGCCGAGCUGCACGCGCAGGCGGAACCGCACGCGGCGGAGGCGGAGCUGUACGCGGACGGGGGCGCGGAAGCGGAUGCAGGGAGGGCAGCGGCGGAGGCGGGGAGGGAAGAGGCGAAGGCGGAGUUCAAGCUUUCCGUGGCGAACUGCGACGCAGUAACGACAUGCGCCCGCGGGGAGCUUUCCGCGCUUUCUGCGCCAGCAGCGAACAUGGUCGCGGAGGGGGUGGCGGAAAACGGGCCACCAGCAGCGGCGGAUGUCGCUGGUGGCUGCGCGCAGUGCGACGCGGAGUUUUUUGGGUUGCUAGAAGCUGAGUUAAUCAGCAUCGAGCGGAGCUUUAAUUCCGCUGCCACGCGGCUGCUGAGCUGUCACAACGCGAGAGGGCUCCAGCUCAUGUGCCACGUGCUCUCGCCACGUCAGCUCUUCUCUACGGGCGGACACGGUGGCUGGAAUCCGCGCUGGCAUUCGCACAAGCCAGCGGCCCUCCACCACGCAGCGAGCAGCCUUCUGGAACACCUCGCUAUAAGCUUCCUCGCUACGCAUAAGAUCAUCAAGAAAUACAUCAAGGUGCACCGCAGAACGAGCCUCAGCCCGAGGUUCUGCCCGUGCCUCAGCGUAUGCGACGGGCUCGGUACCCCGGAAUCAUGGGAGAAGGUGAAUCAUGUGAGGCGCCUCCAGGGGCGAACCGUACGGUCGCCAUUGCUCAUCGAAGUGACUGCGAUGGUGGCGAAUCUAGAGCUUGUGAUGGAGGGAGAGAGGAGAGGGAUGCACGGAGGAGGUCGUGGAGAGGAGAGGGAAGGAUUGGGAGGAGGAAUGGAAGGAGGAGGCAGGAAUGGACGGAAGAGGGGAAUGGAGAGCUUGAAGGCGUGUGCAGCAGAGGGGAUGGGGCCACGAGGGGAGAGAGGCGCCGAGAAGAGUGGAAGCAAGAAAAGUGGAACUGAGAAGAGUGGAGCGCAGGGGAGUGGCGUUGCAGCGUCAGUGUGUCCGCUCCUCGGCUCGGAGCUGCUGCUGAAGGCGGAGUUCAGAGCAAAGGUGGACGUCACCUGCCCCGUCUGCCUGGCAAAGGUGGACAUCACCUGCCCCGUCUGCCUGGUGAGCCCCAUGGGUUUCCUGAUGUGCUGUGCUUGCUCCGUCGCCCACGUGCCCGAGGUGCCCUUUGACCCGGUGUCUCUCGCCUGCACGCACAUCUUCUGUCGUGGCUGCGCUUGCUCCGUGGCGCACGUGCCGGUGUUUUUCGGCCUCGACUCCGCAUCGCCCCACAUCACGUGCCCUCUGUGCCGCCAGCAGGGGGUGUUUCGGCAUCCCCGGUCUCUCAGGGAACUGCACAGGCUCAUCAUGGCAAGGCAACCAGAGGAAUGGAAGGCGAGAAGAAAUGAGGAGCAGAAGAGGAGGCUCGAGGAGGAGAGGCGGUACUGGGAUGGUCAAAUGCGCAUAGCUAUGCACAUGAGGCUGGGUUCCCUCUCUGGCAUUCUUCUGCAGCAAUCAGCCCAGGAGCAAAACGUCAUGCGAACUCCCGCGAGAGCAGCAUACGCUCAUCCGCAUGGCGGACGGACUCCUGGUGCACCAUCCCCGCUCACUCCGUACUCAGCAAGGAUUGAGCAAUUGCAUUCGACGGCAACGAAGGCAGUUGAAAGCGCGGCCUCUACCGCUAUUAACUCUGCUCCCACGUCUGCUGUCGCGUCAUCCUCACCCUCGUUGAGUCCCUUCCGGGAAAGGAUAAACGAUUGGUAA
Messenger RNA from Closterium sp. NIES-65, 2004 nucleotides. The record is from the annotation of a GenBank genome assembly. Lineage: Eukaryota; Viridiplantae; Streptophyta; Zygnematophyceae; Desmidiales; Closteriaceae.